UGGAUGUUCUUGCGCCUCCUGGAGAGGGUGCCCUUAGAUGUUCUGCUUGUUUUGGCCGACGGUUUCCGUAGCCCUUUUGGCUCAAGGCGAACUUUUAAAAGGACGGGCGGGUGGGGGCAUUCCCGCACGGGCAGGCGGGCGUGGCGGCGGGCAUUCGGCCGCAAGGCCGCGGCGGCUGAGGCGGCAUACUCCGCCGCACGGGCUAUCAGGGGCGCCCCUGCGCGCACGGCGGCCGAUGGUGGCCGCCUUGCCGCGCCUGGUCGCGCUCGCGGCGGCCUGCCUGGCGGCCUGCCUGGCCGCUCCGGCGUCGUCGUACCUUUGGGCGCCGGCGGGCGGCGCGCGGCCGCGUGCUACGGCACCGGCGGCACGGCAGCCGCGGGACGCGGCGGAGGGUCCAGACGCCGAGGAGGAGGCCGACCCCGCGGCCAUCGCGUUCGCCGCCGCUGGCUUCGGCAUCGGCGCGGUGCUCGGCUGGUUUGGCGCCAACCGCCAGAAGGCGGCUAGCGCGGUGGCGGCGUCCGCGGUGGCGCUGGCGCAGUCGCCAGCGUUCGCCGAGGUCGACUAUGUCAACAUCGAGGACCUGGGCGGCUCCAAUAAGGUGGGCGUCAACGACGCGGAUGUCCAGACGUACCGCCAAUUUCCUGUCGUGUUCCCCACCGCAGCAGGCUUCACCGCAACGCGCGGCCCGUGCAACGCGGUGUCGGACAUGUACAAGGAGCCGGACCUCGAGCCGCGGCUGAGGGACGUCAUCUCGAAGUAAGGGAACAGCCUGGCCCCUCCGCCCUCCGCGUUCUCCUCGCCCCUUCCUCCCCCGUCUCCUCCUUGUCCUUCCUCCUCCGGGGUUGCUUGCCACACGCUCGGCGCUCGCGGUUUGCCCUCCAUUGCAGGCUGCGCGCCCGCGCUCGCCGAGGGGUAAUCGGCGGGAUGGCGACGUCGGCAGGAGUGGCCGGCCUCCUGAUUCCCGACGACUGUUUUCUUCCGGACGGGGUUCGAUUGCCACCUCCCCCCGUGGAAGGUGGGACGCUCGGGGAAAAAAAGCUUGUUUUGGCCGACGGAGUGCCUCAUGUGUUUGAAGGAGUCUGGCCUAGGUCCGACUGUAAAGCGGAGGCCAAUGCCAAG
Molecule: messenger RNA, 1119 nt
Organism: Prorocentrum cordatum
Lineage: Eukaryota; Dinophyceae; Prorocentrales; Prorocentraceae
Source: the annotation of a GenBank genome assembly